AUGCCUGGAGCACUUGUUGCCGGAGCUUUUCUAUCUGGCUUCAUCAACGUUGUUUUUGAGAGGCUCAUUUCACGUGAGUUUGUCAAAUUGGUGGUGGGUAAGAAGCUGAACCGACAGUUGGUUGAGAGGCUGCAGACUGCUCUCUUGGCUGCUGAAGCUCUGGUCGCCGACGCGGAGCAGAAACAGUUUGGAAACGAACUUGUGAGGAAAUGGCUUGAUAGUCUCAGGGAUGCUGUCUACACUGCUGAUGACUUGCUGGACCGUGUCUUAAUCAGAGCUGAAAUUCGCAAGAAGGUACGCAUUCGUCUUCCUCGAUUCCUUAAUUUGUAUAAUAGGAAGAUGGCUACUAAGAUAGAAGAUGUGGUAAAAAGAAUAGAAGAUCUUGAGAAACGCAAAGAUACCCUUGGUCUCAAACAGAUUGCAACGGGAAGCUCCUCAUGGCGACCUCCAUCCACUUCUCUUGUGAAGGGGAAUGUGUUCGGCAGGGAUGCUGAUCAACAGGCACUAAUCAAGAUGCUCAAUGACAAUAAUGAUCAUAACUUGUCCGUCAUCUCUAUUGUUGGUAUGGGCGGGGUUGGUAAAACUACUUUAGCACAAUGCCUGUACAACAACAAGGAUUUGAUGGACAGGGUUGAUCUGAAAGCAUGGAUUUGUGUUUCUGAACAUUUUGAUGUUGUUGAAACUACAAAGAAUGUUAUAAAAGGGAUCUCUUCGGGUGUUUGUAGUCUUGACAGCUUUGAUUUACUUCAACAAGAUUUGAAGAAAAAACUGUCAGAAAAGAAGUUCUUCAUUGUUUUGGACGAUGUUUGGAGUGAAGAUGCUGACAAGUGGAAUAGUUUUAUCGUCCCUUUCCAACAUGGAAGAAAAGGAAGCACUAUUCUUCUAACUACCCGCAUGGUAAAUGUUGGUCGAAUAGUCCAACACUAUAACUCUUACACCCUUAAUCAACUGUCAGAUGAUGAUUGUUGGUCUAUUUUUGCGGACAAUGCAUCCUUUCCUGAAUCAAAUGGGAGCUCAGAACUGGAAGGAAUAGGUAGAAAGAUUGUCGAGAGGUGUGAUGGCUUGCCGUUAGCUGCAGAAACACUUGGACGCUUGUUGCGCUCAGAGAGUCGUGUUGAAGAAUGGAAUAAAAUACUAUCGAGUGACAUUUGGGAAUUUCCUUUGACAGACAGUAAGAUCGUUCCUGCGUUGUUAAUAAGUUACUAUCAUCUGCCUGCUCAUUCAAAACGUUGCUUUGUUUAUUGUUCCUUGUAUCCCAAAGAUUAUAAACUUGAUAAAGAUGAAUUAAUCUUGCUGUGGAUGGCUGAAGAUCUUUUACAAUCACCAAGGAGGGGACAGACUCUAGAAGAAGUUGGUUGCGAGUGUUUCGAUGGCUUGGUUUCAAGACUAUUCUUCAAGCAGGUCGAGAACGAGUUCGAGAAGUAUUUUGUGAUGCAUGAUCUCAUGCAUGAAUUGGCAACUUUUCUUGCUGGAGAUCUUUAUUGUAGAUUUGGUGAAAAAAAAGAGAUGAGUAUUCUAACUCGGCAUUUGUCAUACGGUCAUUCAACUUCUGUGAAAACAAGCUCCUCUAGUAAAAGAGAAUCUUUGAGGACAUUAUUGUAUAUCAAUUAUAAAGCUCAUUUCGGGAAAUCACACACAACAUUACCAUGUGACAAAUUGUCAAAGAAUAAAUACUUGAGAGUUUUGUCCUUUGAUACACUCGAUAUAUUUCCUAAUUCAAUUGCUAAAAAAUUGAUCCAAUUGCGCUAUUUGGAUCUCUCUUGGAGUGAUGUUAAGAUAUUGCCCAAGUCAUUAUGCAACUUGUGCAAUCUACAAACUUUAAAGUUAGAAGGAUGUUUAAAGCUGACUAUGUUGCCUAGUAGCCUGGGUGACUUGAUCAACCUACGCUAUUUGGAUCUCUCUUGGACUGCUGUUGAGACAUUGCCCGAGUCAUUGUGCAAUUUGUGUAAUUUACGAACAUUAAAGCUAGAAGAUUGUGCAAACCUGACUAUGCUGCCCAAUGACAUGUAUAAGCUUAUGAAUUUGCGGCAUCUUGAUAUAAGGGGUACUUCCGUGGAGGAAAUGCCAAAAGGAAUGGGCAAAUUAAAACAGUUGCACAUUUUUUUAAGCAAGUUUGUGGUGGGAAAGCAAGAAGACAAUGGAAUGGAAGAGCUAGGAGGGCUUUUAAAUCUUCAAGGAUCACUUGAGAUUGAGAAAUUAGAGAAUGUGGUUGAUGGCAAUGAGGCAAGGAGUGCAAGGAUAAUAGAUAAGAAGCAUAUUGAGGAGUUAUUGUUGAAAUGGUCUGUGUCUUCAGGUGAUGAUAUGGUUUCAAACACACAUACUGAUGAAGAAGAUAUACUUGGGGGCUUGCAACCACACACUGGCUUGAAAAUGUUGAGUGUUGAGGGAUACAAAGGUAAAAUAUUUCCAGACUGGAUGGGGCAUUCCUUGUACCAAAACAUGACAAGUGUAUCUCUCAAGUCUUGCAAGAAUUGCUGCAUGCUGCCUUCACUUGGACAGCUGCCUUCUCUUCAGUCCCUCCGCAUCGAAAGUUUUGAUGAGCUGAAGAGAGUUGGCAAGGAGUUUUACAAGAAUGAAGGCGAUCAACAUUCUUCACCUAUUGCACCGUUUCCCUCACUGGAGCGUUUGCAGUUUCACAACAUGCCAUGUUGGGAGGAGUGGCACUUACCUGAGUCAGAAGCCUUUCCUCAGCUUAAGAGCCUUCAAAUAAGAGAGUGUCGAAUGUUAAAGGGAGAUAUGGUUAAUCAGGUAUUAAUGAGAAUCGUUUCUUCCUCAUCGGAUGUUUCCAAAGUGCACCAACUGGAAAUACGAGAACGUGGUCCAGUAUGGGGUAAAGAGAUGACACUCUAUGGGAAUAGGUUAUCAAUUAGGGGAUUUGAAUCUCUGGUGGAGUGUGCAAGGAUCAUCCAGCAUCUAACUUCCCUCCAAGAAAUAGAAAUCUCAUGGUGUUCAUCUGUUGUAUCCUUGGGGGGCAAUUGUUUACCCAAAUCUUUGCACAAGCUCAAAAUCUUUUAUUGCCACCACAUUGAAUUACCCGAGCAACAACACAAGUAUGAUUUGGUACAUCUACAAAUAGAAUUCAGUUGUGAUUCACUGACAUCAUUGUCGUUGGAUGCCUUUCCCAAACUCAAGAAUAUCGAGAUAAGAGAGUGUUUAAAUCUGGAAUCAGUUUCAAUGUCAGAGCCACCACAUGCUGCUCUUCAACGUCUCAUCAUCUCUGACUGCCCCCAAUUUGUGUCAUUCCCCCAAGAAGGACUGGCUACACCUAACUUGACUCAUCUCGAUGUUAGCUGGUGCUCGAAGUUGGAGGCAUUGCCACGUGGCAUGAAUACUCUUCUCCCAAAUUUACAGUCUCUCAACAUACAAGGUUGCCCAAAUAUUUGCAGAUCGCCAGAGGGUGGUUUGCCGCCUAACCUGAAAGAGCUUAGGGUAGGAGAAUGCGAGGACCUAUCAUGGUUGGGCAACUUGGACAACCUCACUCUUCUCUCCAUCUCAGGUCAUGGCAGUGAGAGCAGAAUAAAGUCAUACCCAGAGGUGGGUUCGCUGCCUCAUCUUCCGUCCCUUACCACUCUGCAUCUCUUCAACUUUAAGAAUCUGGAGACAUUGGAGUGCAACGAGCUUCUCCGCCUCACCUCCCUCCAAAAAUUACACAUUUCAUGGUGUCAUAAGCUGGAGAAUAUUGCAGGAGAAAAGCUGCCUCCCUCUCUCUUGCUACUUCAUAUUGACAACUGUCAUUUGCUGGGCAAACACUGCAAGAACAAGCAUCAACAAAUUUGGUCCAAAAUUUCCCACAUCCCCACCAUUCAAGUCAAUCGCAGACAAAUUCUGAGUAGAGAUUUCUGA
Messenger RNA from Arachis stenosperma, 3843 nucleotides. RefSeq names its product putative disease resistance protein At3g14460. Lineage: Eukaryota; Viridiplantae; Streptophyta; Magnoliopsida; Fabales; Fabaceae. The transcript has a single exon. Gene Ontology annotation, molecular function: ADP binding. Gene Ontology annotation, biological process: defense response to other organism. The record is from RefSeq and is a predicted model, not a curated record. Bases 1 to 3843 code for a protein of 1280 amino acids.